This is a messenger RNA of Naegleria fowleri, 1068 nucleotides long. RefSeq lists its product as uncharacterized. The coding region runs from base 1 to 1068 and encodes 355 amino acids. Lineage: Eukaryota; Heterolobosea; Eutetramitea; Acrasida; Naegleriidae. The record is from RefSeq and is a predicted model, not a curated record. The transcript has 3 exons.
AUGAAAGAGUUGCCUGAUGUCCAACCGUUGUUACAACCAUUCAAUUUCUCUGAAAAGCAACUCACUGAUUUAAUGAGCUCUAUUUCAACUCUACUAACUACAAUCUCACUUCCAAAGAAAGAGCUGAUUAUUAGCGGUGUUUUCAAUGCAAUGAUUAUCAAUCUUUUUUCUGUACUAUCUGUCUUGUUUGAUGGCAACAAGGAGCUUAUGAUAUCAUUUAACGAACAUGCAGAAUUUACGGUUAAGCCAGAUUUUUAUGGACAAGCACAAGACAUAUUCUUUUUACGAGAAGAUAAGACAGAUGAGGAGUCAGAUUGGGAGAAAUCUGCAACGGAUUCAUUUAAAACGAUACUUAUGAUGCGUAGUGUUUUAAGCGAAAAUAUUCAGAAAAUGAAAACUAUCAAAAAUCUAAAAGAUUGUAGCAAAGUGAUGGGAUUUGUUACGAACAGAUUGAAAUGCCAUUUAUUUGUUUUGGAAGCACAAUAUCCAGAACUUGAUCAAGCUACCACUUCAAACAACGUCACUCCUCAUUACUUUCUGAGUAUGGUGGAUUUAUCAACAAACAUUUAUGGAGUGGUUGUAUUCCUUGUGAAUCUUCUUCGGUUUUACCAAAAUCAUGUAGUCAAACAUGACCCCCUGACAGAAGAUACUUUCAAGGUAAAUCAUUCAGCAAAACACAAACCUCUCAAAAUGAAAAAGAUAUCUGUGGAGGAUUUGAAAAAAUCAAAAUCGCAGAAAAUAUGUAAUCAAAAGAUUACUGAUGUCAUUGAAAAGACAGAAGAUAGAGAGAUUUAUCAAAUAUUACAUUGUUGUGUCGCAAAGAAGGUCGAAAAAGAAGAAGAUUACAUUUAUAACCUCCUGUACUCGCAGGUUGAACAUUGUAUUCACUUACCUCGCCUUUUCACUAGAAAAGAUAAGCAGGGUUUCAUUCAAAUAGAGCAACUUAUGUCUAUAUCGACCAUCGAAUGGAAUGAAACAACAUUGAUGACGCUAGUGAAACAUAUUUCUUGUGCUCUCAAGUUUUUACAUCGCCUCAACAUUCUUCAUAAGAGAUGUAAAACCAAGUAA